CAGAAGACUCCCCUCGAGCCACUGCCGGCCUACGAUGCCGACUCGGAACACACACCUCUCGUCGCUGGUGCACCCGCUCCUGUCUGCCAACAAAUUGCCCGCGCCCCUCUGCCCCUUGAGCUUCCAGCACUACAAGCCCUUCGUGGCAAGAGAGUCAUCCUGGCAUCCGCCUCACCACGACGAAAGCAGCUCCUCAAUCAGAUUGGCCUGCGGGACCUGGAGAUCAUCCCUUGCACAGCUCCUGAAGACUUCAGCAAGACGCUCGCUCCUUUCGAAUACGUGCUACAAACAGCCGAGCAANAAUGCGACCUGAUCUACCGUCAAGAGAUUGAUUCCGAGAAAGGCGAGCCCGCGUUGGUCAUUGCUGCCGACACGGUGGUUGUGAGCCCUAUGGGUGACAUUCUGGAGAAGCCAAGAAGCGAGAGAGAGCACAUUUCAGUCCUCAAAGCCUUGAGGAACAGCGGCUGGCACAAGGUCUACACAGCUGUCGUAUGUAUGUCUCCCUUAGAAAGUGCCAUGGACCCAGGAUAUGCUCUGAAGAGACACGUCGAAGAGACCAACNUAUCCGACGAACUCAUACUUGCAUACGUCAAGACUCGCGAAGGUGCCGACAAGGCGGGUGGCUAUGGUAUUCAGGGCAUGGGCGCCAUCCUCGUUGAGAAGAUUGACGGUUCAUACGACAACGUCGUCGGUCUACCACUCAAUGCCACCAUGAAGCUCAUUGGUCAAGUCCUGAACCCCGAUCUGCAGGCAGAAGAGGNNGAUGAAGAGGAGGAC
This is a messenger RNA of Aureobasidium musti, 777 nucleotides long. The record is from the annotation of a GenBank genome assembly. Lineage: Eukaryota; Fungi; Ascomycota; Dothideomycetes; Dothideales; Saccotheciaceae.